UAAAGAAACAAAACGUCAAAAAAAGUUUACUUGUUUGUUUAACAAGUUUUUACAAUAUUUAUAAAACUUCGCUACUUUUUAUAUAUUUGAAAUAAUUAUUUAAAAAAAAAUGUGCUACGUUAUAAUAACAGGACGAAGUUUGGCAUGGCUACUGUUAAGUGUAGUUUCGUUUAUGCUAAUUUUAACCGGGAUUAUGACCCCCAAAUGGUUGUUGGGACAACCAGUUGUUUUAAAUGAGAAUAAUGUAACUUCUUUUUAUGUUCCCAGUGUAGGUAUAUAUAACAGGUGCCUACGUAUGAGGAACGAGAUUAAUAAUUGUGCAUCAUUCUCAUUCUACGGAUUAGCUACGCAAGAUUCAGUCUAUCCUAAACCAUGGAAAGCUGCAAUGUUUUUCUUGUCUCUCUGUGCAGCUGUUCAAUUUUCUACAGUACUGGGAGGAGUGCUGGCUUGCUGCGUUCAGUCUGUGUUUAAAAAAAGUGUAAUUUCACUGGCCGGCGCCACACAAGCUCUUGGUGGAGUAGCGCUAGUGUUCUUAGCUAGUGCGCUAUCCAAAACAGCUGAUAAGGCAUCCAAUUCGGACAAAGUACAAUUCCAAAUGGACGAAGGAAAACAGCUGAUCUGUCUCGUUUGA
Molecule: messenger RNA, 631 nt
Organism: Diatraea saccharalis (sugarcane borer)
Lineage: Eukaryota; Metazoa; Arthropoda; Insecta; Lepidoptera; Crambidae
Source: the annotation of a GenBank genome assembly